AGUGAGGGGCAGGGCGGCUCCUCCGAACGAGGGUGGUAGUCGGGCUGAGGGGAACCCAGCUGUGCCCAGCUGCCACCGCCCAGACCCCCCGGGCCCCUCCCCAAUGGCCGAGGAGACCUUCCCCUUCACCUCGUCCACGCUGCGGGCUCUCCGCCUGCAGCGGGAGUGGCUGGAGUGGGAGGACCGGCGGCGGGCUGCGGCCCAGCAGUGCCGGAGCCAAAGGUGCCCCCCCAGUGCCCGGGCCCGACUCACCAGGCCACGCCGCUGCUGCCGAGACCCAGCCGUGCACAACGCUCUGUUCUCUGGUGACCUACAACAGGUCCAAGCCCUGUUCCAAGAGGAAGACGCUGCCAACAUGAUUGUGGAGACUGUGAGCAACCAGCUGGCCUGGUCAGCUGAACAGGGGUUCUGGGUGCUGACCCCCAAGACAAAGCAGACAGCGCCCCUCACCAUCGCUGCCAGCCGAGGCUACACUGACUGUGCCCGCCACCUGAUCCGGCAGGGAGCGGAGCUGGAUGCCCGGGUUGGGGGGCGGGCAGCCUUGCAUGAGGCCUGCGCCCGAGCCCAGUCUGACUGUGUGCAGCUGCUGCUGACCUUCGGUGCCAAGGCCAACAUGUUGUCCGAGGAGGGCAUGACCCCCUUGCACCUCUGUACAGCGCCUGAGUCCUUGCAGUGCGCCAAGCUGCUGCUGGAGGCGGGAGCGACUGUGAACGUGGCGGCACAGGACAGUGAGGUGACCCCCCUGCACGUGGCAGCGGCUCGCGGCCUGGAGGAGCACGUGGCUCUCUACCUGGAGCACGGAGCCAACGUGCACCUACGCACCAGCCAGGGCGAGACAGCCCUGAACGCCGCGUGCGCGGGGGCCGAGGGCCCGGGCAGUGGCCGACAGCACCAUGCGGCGGCGUGCCGUCUUCUAGCGGCGGGGGCUGAUCCCCGCGCUGCUGGCCGCAAGCGCCACACGCCGCUGCACAACGCCUGUGCCAAUGGCUGCGGGGCCCUGGCUGAGCUGCUGCUGCGCCAUGGCGCCUGCGCUGGAGUGCCCAAUGCAGCGGGCCACACACCCAUGGACUGCGCCCUGCAGGCCGUCCAGGACGCCCCCAACUGGGAGCCCGAGGUCCUCUUCGCUGCGCUUUUGGACUAUGGGGCCCAGCCUGUGCGCCCGGAGAUGCUGAAACACUGUGCCAACUUCCCUCGGGCCCUGGAAGUCCUGCUCAAUGCCUACCCCUGUGUCCCCUCCUGUGAUACCUGGAUGGACGCAGUCCUCCCAGAGCUGUGGCAGGAGCACGAAGCCUUCUACAUCUCAGCCCUGAGCAUGGCGAACCAGCCGAGGCGGCUGCAGCACCUGGCUCGGCUGGCUGUGCGUGCUCAGCUGGGCAGCCGAUGCCGACAGGCCACCGCCCACCUCCCCCUGCCCCCUGUCCUCAGGGACUACCUGCUGCUGCGUAUUGAGGGGCGUAUCCAGUGAGCCCUAGGCGAGGGUGCUCCCGGAGCUCAUACUGCCCCCUCCAUCAGUCGUCUCCCUACAACCCCGGAGGACCAACCCCUGGCUCUCUUGUCUACACACCCUGUGCCCUCCCCAGACAGCUCCCCCAUUCACUGGCUUCUAGAGCUACUUGCUGACCUCCCGCCCGACCUGAGCUUCAGCUUCCAACAGGAUAGUCUGCAGACUCAGCCUUCAUCCGCCUCUGUCUCUUUUGCUUAAGGGGAUGGCCCCUCCAGCCCAAGCCAGUUGGGGGUGAUCCUUAUUGCCCCCCGAUCUGUGUACCUGUUUGGCCUCCUAAAGAGUGAGCUACUCUGCCUGUGCCCCAAAUGCCUCGGCUCAAACUGCCUUUGUUGCUUGAAGGGAGGCCCUCCCUGCUUGGUCUUGAAACCCAGGCCGCACAAGGAUGCCGGAGUUUCUUUUGGGAUUCACAACUCUGAUUCCUGGUGGCUCCUCGCCGGUCAGGCUAAGGGAGACCCAUCUUCCUCCCCUGCCUCCACCAAGCUCUCUGGCCUUCUGAUCGCCCUUCCCCCUCUGAGGUUCCUGUAAUCCAGCCUCACCAAACCAGGCAGACUUACGGGUUCCCGGAUAUGACCUGCUCUGAUUGGCCUCUGGGCAUUCUACAUGUGCUGUUCCCUCUGCCUGGUACACACCCUUCCUACAUUUUUUUGGUCUGGGUCAAAGCUAAUUUGACUCAGCCCAAUAGCACGGUCUCCUCAGAGCCUUCCUUGGACUGCACUUAAUUAAGGGACUGUGCCUGCCUCAGCUUGGCUGGGACUGGGACUGUAUUCCUUGAAAAGGCCUUUCAGCAAAUGGUUGUUGAGGAAGGAAGAAAUGCAUGAUCCCUGGGACCCUUUUAUGGUCGAGUCUCCCCACUACCCUGCCCCAACCAGGGAUGCACGAUGUCUUAAACAAUGAUCAUUACAUGUGUGGUCUCUAAGGGCCUGUGACAGACAAGCUACUAGCUGUCCCUUCACUCUCUCAUACCCUCCUCUGGUCCCAGAGUCAAAAGUACCAUCCUUCAUCUUCAAGAGGAAUCUUUUAAGCCAAGCCAGUGUUUGUGAAUGCAAAUAAACAAUGUGUGCCCG
Molecule: messenger RNA, 2568 nt
Organism: Lutra lutra (Eurasian river otter)
Lineage: Eukaryota; Metazoa; Chordata; Mammalia; Carnivora; Mustelidae
Gene: ASB16
Product: ankyrin repeat and SOCS box containing 16
Exons: 5
Coding region: 104-1465 (453 amino acids)
Biological process (GO): negative regulation of delayed rectifier potassium channel activity; intracellular signal transduction; neuronal action potential
Cellular component (GO): membrane; synapse; axon initial segment
Molecular function (GO): transmembrane transporter binding
Source: RefSeq, a predicted model, not a curated record